CAGGCUCGGCCCGGCCUAGGCGAGUGUGUCGGUGUCUAGCCGGCGCCUUCACGUCCGGUGUCAACGGCAGCAUUUCUGCUCUGACGAGGGGGAGGGUGUGCUGCCCAGGAACAUGGCCAAUGCUCUGAGGUCCUACGAGUCGGCAUUGCCGCUCGCUCAUGGGUCUGCCUCCGCGCAGCGCGACUCGCGCAGGAACGUUGAACUGGCGCUGCGCGACUCGCACAGGAUCAACAUGUCGCGCCUCCGAACCAGCCGAACCAGUGGAAGCACAGGAGACCGCCAGAGCGGCCAGAGCGAGUCCCGAGACCGCUUCGGCCUGCCGACCACGAAGCGCAGCAACGAGACCUCCUCCCACAGGCGCCGCAACCCCUACCUGCCGGGCGGCAUCCAGUGGCCGCCGCCGGCGCGCCACACGCCAGCGCCGCCGCGCGCAGAGCCCGCGCCGCCGGGCGGCGCGUCCGCGCCCGGGGCGCCCUCGCGCGCCUCGCCGCAGGGCGGGAGCUGGGUCUGGGGCUCGCUGCUGGCGCAGGUCGCCGCGGUGCUGCACACCCUCGGGAUGGUGGGCGUGCGCGCGGUGCUCCGGCGCGGCAAGGAGGCGGCCAGGUGGCGCCCGCUGCUGCGGCUGUCGUUCUGGAAGGCGGUGCUGCUGCGGACCCUGGCCUGCCAGGUCUGGUGGGCCGCGCGCUGCUGCGCGCCGGACACCACCGUGGCCCCCGUCUUCUUGGGCUUCCCCCCGGAGCCGGCUGGGGGUCGGAGGUGGCCCAGCACUGUUGUAGGCUAGCAGGAAGGGGGGCGAGGUUCAAGAUGCUGGGCUCGAGGACGUUUUGUGCUUCUCUCGGCCUCCAGGGGCCGUCCUCGGGCCCCGGG
Messenger RNA from Prorocentrum cordatum, 867 nucleotides. NCBI's taxonomy places the organism in Eukaryota, Dinophyceae, Prorocentrales, Prorocentraceae. The record is from the annotation of a GenBank genome assembly.